AUGAAGAUCACAUUAUUGGUCUUUACAUUAUGCAUGGCGACAAUAAUGAUUGAUGCCUAUCCGUCGAGGCAUGCAAUGAUUGAAAAGCGCAAGGAUAAUGCCAUAUCUGAAAUAGAUGAUCAAGUCGACGAUGAAUACGUCCUUUUAAAAUUACCCAAAAGCUGGGCUAAGGAAUAUCUUGGAGAAUUAUUAAAUCAUUAUUUAGAACGCCAAGAAGCAGAAGUCAGUUCAUUUCGUGACGAUAAAUUACCUAAAGAAUUUGUCGCCCGAAGCAACUUGAAAGCUUUUGGGGUAAAUAGAAAUUCCUUCAAUUUUACAAUGAAAUUAAUUUAA
Trichoplax adhaerens is the source of this 333-nucleotide messenger RNA. RefSeq lists its product as uncharacterized. The record is from RefSeq and is a predicted model, not a curated record. The transcript is spliced from 2 exons. NCBI's taxonomy places the organism in Eukaryota, Metazoa, Placozoa, Uniplacotomia, Trichoplacea, Trichoplacidae. The coding region runs from base 1 to 333 and encodes 110 amino acids.